This is a messenger RNA of Ficedula albicollis (Collared flycatcher), 1112 nucleotides long. RefSeq names its product potassium channel tetramerization domain containing 7 (gene KCTD7). Gene Ontology annotation, biological process: protein homooligomerization. The transcript has 4 exons. Gene Ontology annotation, molecular function: protein binding. The record is from RefSeq and is a predicted model, not a curated record. Lineage: Eukaryota; Metazoa; Chordata; Aves; Passeriformes; Muscicapidae. Bases 229 to 1098 code for a protein of 289 amino acids.
CGGGGCUCCGCGGCUGCCGGGCCUCGGAGCGGGGCGCAGCGGUUCCCGCUGUCCCGGGCUGCCCGGCGUCCCUGCGCCGCCUGUCCCGGCAGCAGCGCGGCCCUGGCAGCGCGCGGGGGGACGCGGCCGCGCCCCGCUGGCUGCGGUCACUCGGGGGAUUCAUUUGCGUCUCCCUUCAGCACUGCCACGGCCUCCUACCCAGCAGAGCUGCUCCCCAGAGCCAGAGGGAUGGUGGUAGUCACGGGGCAGAGCAAAGCGAGUGCCACCCCGGAUGAUGCCAUGUCGAGCUCGGAUGCAGAGGAUGAUUUCCAAGAGCCGGCCACUCCCACCGCCACCCAGGCAGGACAGGCGCUACCUCUGCUGCCUCAGCAGUUCCCAGAAGUUGUCCCACUGAACGUGGGGGGGAUGUUUUUCACCACCAGACUGUCGACGCUGCGCAGGUACGAGGACACCAUGCUGGCAGCCAUGUUCAGUGGCAGGCACUACAUCCCCACCGACGCCGAGGGCAGGUACUUCAUCGACAGGGAUGGCACCUACUUUGGAGACAUACUAAACUUCCUACGAUCUGGUGACCUGCCCCCCCGAGAGCGAGUGAGGUCAGUGUACAAGGAGGCUCAGUAUUAUUCCAUAGGACCCUUGCUAGACAAUCUAGAGGAUAUCCAGCCUCUUAAAGGAGAAAAAGUUAGACAAGCUUUCCUGGGCCUAAUGCCAUAUUACAAAGAGCACUUGGAGCGGAUCAUCGAGAUCGCCAAGCUGCGGGCCAUGCAGAGGAAGGCCAGGUUUGCCAAGCUGAAGGUGUGUGUGUUCAAGGAGGAGAUGCCCAUCACCCCCUACGAGUGCCCCCACUUCAACUCGCUGCGCUUCGAGCGCAGCGAGAGCGAGCCCAAGCUCUUUGAGCACCACUGCGAGGUGGACGUGUCCUUCGGGCCCUGGGAGGCCGUGGCUGAUGUCUACGACCUGCUGCACUGCAUCGUCACUGACCUGUCUGCCAGGGGCAUCACUGUGGACCACCAGUGCAUUGGUGUGUGUGACAAGCACCUCAUCAACCACUACUACUGCAAGCGCCCCAUCUACGAGUUCAAGAUCACCUGGUGGUGAGCUGGGCUCACACA